AUGUUCCUCUUUUCCAGAGAGGUGGAUUUUUCUACUACUGGAGUGGACAGGACAGGGGAUGGGGCAUUUCGACUACUUGCAGUGGACACGGUUCAGUCGAUCAACACCAGUCCGACCCCCUGUCAGUCCGGCACAGCCAGUCCGGGGCGAGGCAACUCUUUAAAUCGUGACUUGCCCACCGGCCUUAAUCACUUGUCCACAGAAACUCCUGCACCGACAAAUGGUCCCGUUACAAUGGCAGCUACCAUGAAGGCAGGUACCACAACACAGCCUGUGUCUUUGUGGAAGUCGGGAUUCUUUGAAUCCUCUGGAUUUGGGCCAGACUUCGCGAUGUCAACGUGUCGAAGUAGCGGUGACUCUGUCGUUAUCGGUGUUACUCCAGCACCUGAAGAGGAGUCUGGUAUAUGCAGACUCUUUGGGGCUCCAUUCGACCUUAGCAACUGGCCACAACAAUGCUAA
Protopolystoma xenopodis is the source of this 459-nucleotide messenger RNA. NCBI's taxonomy places the organism in Eukaryota, Metazoa, Platyhelminthes, Monogenea, Polystomatidea, Polystomatidae. The record is from the annotation of a GenBank genome assembly.